Molecule: messenger RNA, 667 nt
Organism: Calidris pugnax (ruff)
Lineage: Eukaryota; Metazoa; Chordata; Aves; Charadriiformes; Scolopacidae
Product: aladin-like
Exons: 5
Coding region: 42-494 (150 amino acids)
Biological process (GO): nucleocytoplasmic transport
Cellular component (GO): nuclear pore
Source: RefSeq, a predicted model, not a curated record
AGGAGAAGCCACCGAGCUCUGGGGCCUCUGUUUCAGGGGAGAUGGAAGGACAAGUGGGAGGCUCCAAAACAGCUUCCAUCGUGGCCGAUGUGUCUGAGACCACCUUUGAGACCCUCUUCGGGGAGGAGAGGAUUGGGGGUGAAGUCCAUUCCAUGGUGUGGGACCCCACUGGGGAGAGACUCGCCGUGAUCCUCAGAGGACAUCCCGAUGAUCCCGGGAGCCAGGCCAUCGUCGCCGUCUUCCGCACCCGCAACAGCCCUGUCUUUGAGCUCCUGCCCUGCGGUUUCCUGCGAGGGGAAGGGGGGGCACAGCCCCAGCUCAUCGCCUUCCACCCCUGCUUCAAGAAGGGCGCCCUCCUGACCGUGUGCUGGUCCACGGGGAAGAUCAGCCACGUCCCCUUCUUCUUCGUCAGCGCCCACAUCCCCUGCGCCAGCCCCGGCCCCGUCACAGCCAGUGCUGGGGGGUGGGAGCAGCCCCUCUUCUCCGAGCGGUGACAACACCCCUGUCCUCAGUGUCCCUGUCCCCCCAGAGCCAGCGUCGGGACGGUCCCUCCGUCCUCAUCCUCCUGGGACACACGGCAGGGCCGUGGGUGCCUUCGGUCCCUCCUGGGGGGUCUUGUGGGGCCAGAGGGAUUAAAUCUGGCUCUUUUCCCCCCCUCUCACUGCUG